Molecule: messenger RNA, 588 nt
Organism: Cryptomeria japonica (Japanese cedar)
Lineage: Eukaryota; Viridiplantae; Streptophyta; Pinopsida; Cupressales; Cupressaceae
Product: pentatricopeptide repeat-containing protein At1g09900-like
Exons: 2
Coding region: 1-588 (195 amino acids)
Molecular function (GO): protein binding
Source: RefSeq, a predicted model, not a curated record
AUGGUACAAGAUGGUUGUUCUCUUAAUGUUAUUACAUACAGUACUUUGAUUGAUGGUCGGUACAAGGCAGGUAAAGUAAAUGGAGCUCUUGCAUUAGCAAAUGAAAUGAUACUAAAUGGUUGUUCACCAGAUAAUGUUACCUAUGAUACCCUAAUUGAUGGUCUCUGCGAGGCAGCUAUUAUUGCAUACAGUAUCCUGAUUAAUGGUCUCUGCAAGGAGGGUAGAGUACAUGAAUCUCUUGGAUUAGCAGCUAAAACAAUACACAGUGGUUGUUCUUGGGACACGGUUACGAACACUACCUUAGUUGAUUGUCUUUGGACGGUGGGUGAAGUAAAUGAAGCUCUUGGAUUAGCAAAUAAAAUUAUACAAGAUGGUUGCUCUCCAGAUAUUCUAAUAUACAGUACCCUAACUGAUGGCCUUUGCAAGUUGAAUAGAUUGGAUAUUGCUCUCAGAUUAUUAGGUAAACUGAAGCAUGUUGAUAUUUCUCCAGACAUUGUUACAUAUAAAAUCCUAAUCAAUGGUCUCUGCAAAGAGGGAAGAGUACAUGAAGCUCUUGAGCUAGUAGCUAAAUUGACACAAGAUGGUUGA